CCGCAAAAUUGUAAUAGGUAUAGAAAAUAAGAAACAAACAAAAAAUAGAGGGGAAAAGAGUCAAAAGUACAAAAAAAUAAAUAAGUCAAAAGUCGUGUGUGUGGAAAAUAAAUUAUCGGCCAACGCUCUAAAACACUGUCGUGUUCAUCCCCUGCGAAGGAAAACAAAAAUGGCGUCAAAAAUUGUGGCGAAGUUGAAUCUGAAGCCUCAUCCAGAAGGCGGGUUUUACGCGGAAACGUUCAGAGACACCUCCGUGCAUCUCUCCACAUCUCAUCUUCCUCCUCAAUAUAAGGUCGAUCGACCGGUCAGCACAAGCAUAUACUUCUUAUUGCCUUCCGGAAGUGUUUCUCACCUACACCGCAUACCUUGUGCAGAAACAUGGCAUUUUUACAUGGGAGAACCAUUAACGAUUGUGGAGCUAAACGAAAAUGACGGGAGUGUUAAACUGACGUGUCUUGGGCCCGACCCGCUAGCCGACAAUCAAGUGGUACAGCACAUUGUCCCUCCAAAUGUUUGGUUCGGUGCAUUUCCAACUAAGGAUAUCAACAUCUCAUCUGAAGGUUUAGCUGCCAAACGAGCCACAAGGGACUCUGAACAACAUUUUUCUCUCGUGGGAUGUACCUGUGCGCCUGCAUUCCAGUUUGAUGAUUUCGAGCUGGCAAAGCGUGUUGAGCUCGUUUCUCGUUUUCCAGAAUACGAAUCACUCGUUUCCAUCCUCACCUUCGAUGAGUGAAAAUGCUUCGUUGUGUUUCUUACUAUAUGUAUCAUUUAUGAGCUUGAUAUGUAACUAUAACGCGUUUUUGGUAAUUCUAGCAGGGUGAAGUUUCGACAUUUGGCCUCUGAGCGUAUAUAUUAUUUUCCAUGCACCUUGUUAUGUUUAGUAAUUUGACUGUUGGAUUUCUUUAGUAUUAGAAGGCUUGUUUAAGGUUGUUAUUAGGAAAAAAAAAACAAUGAAUAACCUAACUUCAUGUUUCAAAGGGUUAACUGAUCCAUUGGCAACGUUUGG
Molecule: messenger RNA, 1006 nt
Organism: Striga asiatica
Lineage: Eukaryota; Viridiplantae; Streptophyta; Magnoliopsida; Lamiales; Orobanchaceae
Source: the annotation of a GenBank genome assembly